Messenger RNA from Exophiala bonariae, 888 nucleotides. RefSeq lists its product as uncharacterized. The coding region runs from base 1 to 888 and encodes 295 amino acids. Lineage: Eukaryota; Fungi; Ascomycota; Eurotiomycetes; Chaetothyriales; Herpotrichiellaceae. The record is from RefSeq and is a predicted model, not a curated record. The transcript has a single exon.
AUGAAGUCGCUAUUCUACCUCUCUUCCCUUGCUCUGGCGGCAGCUGGUGACAUCUCGCUCCAGGCCUUCACCGACAGCAGUUGUGGAGGAGACGGAGGCACUGCAAUUCAAAACGUGCACGCCGACGGCAGCGACGUGCACGAUAGUAGCGGAUGCCGGGCACAGGGCCAAUACAAUUCAGUCAAUGUGGUCAGUGUUGAUCCAGGCUUCCGGUGCAACGUCUAUGGCGACAGCGCGUGUCAAAAUUUCCUCGAAACGGUCUUGACGGUAUCUUGUACACCCGUCAUCGGCCAGGGCGUCAUCUGCUUCAAUCAAGCCGCCUUUGACAACCCGUUUGUCGAAUCAACAAGCGCUGUUGCGAUUGGGUCGACAACAGUCAAUGUUGUUGGUGGCGACUCGCUGCAAAAUCAGCUCAACAACGCGGUCAACCAGGCAUGUACAAGCGGAACUGCAUGCGAUCCCACCCACACACUCGUCCUGCAUCAAACCUUCGAUCCGCCUGCUGGAAAGGAAUUCUGCAGUAAUGGAGGUCAGUUGAUUGACAAGUCCGGAUGUACUUCAGAAGAUUGUAGCACCACGAUCUCGAUAUCUGGGAGCUUCAACGACAACAAUCAAAGAGAUUAUAUGAAAGGGUUGCUUCAGAGUGCCGCGGGCUCGAUUCCAUCACCCGUAACGUUUCUGCAAGUGCAGGUCCUGAGCAAGACGAAAGCUAUCCAGGCCCAAAUGAGUGUCACUGUCAGCACUCAGUGCACUGCAGUCGCGCCGCCAUCGGGCUUUACCUGCUCGUCCGCAUUGAAGGACAUUGUCAGCGCAGCGCUCGCGACCGUACCGGGGGUGGGAGGCAUUUCGUCGUUGGCGUUCCAGGCGGACUGCGAUAUAAACGGAUGA